UUGAGGGGUUCCCGUAGUUUUGCUUACACUUGUCAGUGUAUAUAUCGCCCGUCUCAUUCGUUGUCUCUCUCUCUCUCUGCUUCAGACCCAAAAAAAAGUUUAGUUUUUGCUAGUUUUGGAAUCGACAUGGCUCCCAAGAGAAGUGGGCUUUUCCUUUCAACUUACUAGGAAUCUGAAGCUGCUCUCUGGUUCUUCUUCUUCUCCUUCUUCUUCUUCCAUUGUCUCUCUUUGCUGCUGUUGUUGUUGACUUUGAUCAUUUCCAGGGACCGAACAUCGAAAUUUCUCUGUGGUUCACUGCAACAAUUACUGGUCGGAUUAGGGCAUGGCUAUGCAAACUGUGUAUUUCAAGGAAAGAGAGGGAAUUUUAGGGAAUAAUCCAAAAGGGCAGAUUCUGUCUCCUCCACAGACCACUUGGUGGAAUGUUUUGGGAUCUCAGCCUUUGAUCCGCCAUGGAAGUACUGUUGGAGAGACAGAACAAGGAAUGGAUAAGCUGAACGCUGCAACUCAGUUCACCUUCUCUGCUGAUGAUGGGCAGAAGCCUCAAGGAGCCCUCACAACACAAUCUGCUUGCUUUGAGUUUGGAUUUGCUCAGCCUACAAUCUUGGCAAAGUAUCCUUAUGUGGAGCAAUACUAUGGAGUUGUUUCAGCCUAUGAAUCUCAAAUGCCGCAGGGGAGAGUAAUGCUGCCUAUGAACAUGGCAACAGAAGAUGGUCCCAUAUAUGUGAAUGCCAAGCAGUAUCAUGGAAUCAUCAGACGCCGCCAGUCCCGUGCUAAGGCUGUUCUCUACAACAAAGUGACUAAUAAGUCUCGUAAGCAACCGUAUAUGCAUUACUCACGCCAUCUCCAUGCCAUGAGACGUCCGAGAGGAACUGGAGGGCGCUUUCUGAACACGAAAAACCCGAACAAAGGAGAAAGAGGAGGUGGCAGUGAUGAAGGAAAGCAGCCUCAGCCUCAGCCUCAGCCAAGUAACUCUCAGAACUCUGAAGUUAUUCAUCCCGAAAACGGGACCAUGAAUUCAUCGAGGGAAGUUAACGGGUCGAAUUUCUCGGGAUCUGAAGUUACAAGUAUGGAUUUCUUUCUGGGUUCUGGUAUGGUCAUACCCAGCAAAUGGAUUGCUGCAGCAGCAGCCAUGGAUAAUGGUUGCUGCAACCUCAAAGUCUGACAUGUGCAAGUGGGGACGUGACAGGACUCGGUUCAAGGGUCGUGUCUCUGUCCCCUUGCAUAUGAGCCGAAUGGAGAGAAGAGAAUUCUUCUUGUCGUGAAAAAAAAAAACGACGGGAAUUCUCCUCGGUUCAAAAGGGCUUUCCCCCUCUUUUGGCCAACCGUUUGACUCUGGAAUAGGCAAAUCAUCUUUGGCUCAUCCUCUCCCGUUAAGGUAUUCAUCAUUUCGGUAUGCAUCCUCUUAAUCAGAUUUCGAGUUGCAAGGAGAGAUGGUGAAUUACCUUAAUGCUAUCAACUUUUUUAUCUUUAAGCACAUGUUGAAAACUAGUGAAGAACAAUGGUGGGAUUCGCUUCUUCAUUGUCCCAAUUCUCUGUGUGUGAGAGAAACUUGGAUUCCUUAGUGUUGUAUGUCUCAGAACCACUGUUGUGUUGUGUCUUUUUUCUGUGUUGUAAUGAAGUUGAACUUGUUUUAUA
Messenger RNA from Tarenaya hassleriana, 1635 nucleotides. RefSeq names its product nuclear transcription factor Y subunit A-2-like. Lineage: Eukaryota; Viridiplantae; Streptophyta; Magnoliopsida; Brassicales; Cleomaceae. Gene Ontology annotation, biological process: regulation of transcription by RNA polymerase II. Gene Ontology annotation, molecular function: RNA polymerase II cis-regulatory region sequence-specific DNA binding; DNA-binding transcription factor activity, RNA polymerase II-specific. The record is from RefSeq and is a predicted model, not a curated record. Bases 323 to 1162 code for a protein of 279 amino acids. The transcript has 6 exons.